Branchiostoma floridae (Florida lancelet) is the source of this 3836-nucleotide messenger RNA. Its product is annotated as protein-arginine deiminase type-2-like. Lineage: Eukaryota; Metazoa; Chordata; Leptocardii; Amphioxiformes; Branchiostomatidae. Gene Ontology annotation, cellular component: cytoplasm. Bases 210 to 2372 code for a protein of 720 amino acids. The record is from RefSeq and is a predicted model, not a curated record. Gene Ontology annotation, molecular function: calcium ion binding; protein-arginine deiminase activity. The transcript is spliced from 15 exons.
UACAGCCCCAUCACACUUGCCCGCCUUCCUGCCUACCAGGAAUACUGUCUCGUACCACACCUCCUUAAAAGGACUCCCGUACGCAAACUUGACCCACGGUCCCAGAAGACAGGCAACCCCAGGAGCCUGCCAACACUAACCGGUCGAUACCAGCAGUGCCCCCUUUAAAUCUGUUGCGGUAAUAGAUUUAUGCAGAGACCGUUGUCGGGAUGGCGGGGCGUGGGUUCAUGCAGUGGGCGGCGAAUUGCCGCACCGUUCGGUUGGAUGUUGGGCUCGCUACCAGCGAGAUCAUCGUACUUGGGCAGACUCUAUGUACAGACCUUAGCAGUUUCUCCCCUACCGAGGCCGAGGCAUUCUACAUUGUUGUCGGCGACAGUGGACGAGAAUUGACCCUUGACCUUACAAAGACGGCACCUGUCAGUUUAGAGAGCAUCACCCCGGAGGGUACGGUGACGUUUCACACGGUGGUUGGUCAUGAAGGUGACAUCACGGUCAGCGCCAAGAACGAGUCCCCCGAGGGGAUGGGCAGCAAUGGUGGGGUCACCAAGAUGGUGGCCUACAUUUCUGUUGCCACUCCCAGCUCCAAGAUCGAUGACAAGGAGGUGAACUUUCUCUUUGUGGACAAGAGCGGAGACACCAUCGGCGUGGCCACACUGCGCAUGACAGCUUUUUACGUGUCGCUUGACGUGGACUGUGACAGGGAUGGAGUCGUGGAGAAAAACAACCCAAAUAAGGCAUCCUGGAAGUGGGGUCCAGACGGACACGGCGCGAUACUCCUGGUCAAUAACGACUGUGAUGACUACCUGCUGGAGAUGGACCCUGAACACAAGAACAGCAAGAUAGAUGGGCCAUUUGACCUGGAGGACAUGAGUAGGAUGUCCGUGCGUGUCAGAGGACCGGACACGCUGCCUGAGGACUGUAAGCUGCGCAUGUGGGUCCGGCCUGACGACAAGGAGCGUCUGGGGAUCUUCAACCUCAGCGACAUACAAAAGCUGAGGGCAAGUGGAGUAGUGUUGGACGAGCUGGGUAACAGACACAUUAUCGGCCCUAAGGCGGGCCACCUGGCGCAGAUCUCGUACGACCUGAUGAUGGCCGGGGGUACGGGUGAGGGAGAGACGCUGUUCGCGGUGGAGGGGCUGAAAUACCCGGACAGGGACUUCAACGGAACCCUGCGGAUUCACCUCAGUCUGCUGAAGAACGCCGCAGUCCCAGUGUUUGAAGACACAGUGAUGUUCCGGUUGGCACCUUGGAUCAUGACCCCGAACACUCUGGAGCCCGUAGAAGCCUUCACCUGCCAGAUGAAGAAGAAAGAAAACAUCGACUUCGUCAAUGACUUUACAAAAGUGGUGGAAGCGGCCGGCAUAAAGUUGAACAUCGUGCUGCCAUACGAGAACAGGGGAGACCGUUGGAUGCAGGAUGAGAUCGAGCUCGGGUACUCGGAACUUCCCGGAAAGAAGCCGAUGCCUGUCGUUCUGGACUCGCCACGUGACCGCGGGCUGCAGAAGUUCCCCAAGGGGAAGCUGCUGGGCCCAGAUUUCGGGUACGUUACCAGGUAUGACCAGAACGAGUACGUAAACUCACUGGACUCCUUCGGCAACCUGGAGGUCAGCCCUCCGGUCAAAGUCGACGGAAGGACGUACCCGAUGGGGAGGAUCCUGCUGGGGUCUGCUUUUCCUACUACCAAGUACGGCCGCCGGAUGAUGCGCGUGGUCCGUGACUUCCUGUACGCCCAGCAGGUGCAGCCCCCCGUGGAGCUCUUCUCUGAUUGGCUGGCCGUCGGCCAUAUUGAUGAGUUCAUGUCCUUCGUACCGGCGGCUGGUGGAAAGGGAUUCCGUCUCUUGCUGGCCAGCCCUGCUGCCUGCUACAAUCUUCUGCGCAAGCUCAAGGAUCAGGGUCAUGGUGACGUGUUGUGCUUUGAGGGGAGGACCAGGCAUGGCGAAAGCGCAGAAAAGAGCAUCAGUGACCUUCUAGAUGAUGCCGAUCUCAAGGCUGAAAGUAUGCAGUGCCAGAACGACAUCGACUGGAACCGAGACGUGAUGAAACGGGAGCUGGGAUUGGAUGAAGGUGACAUCAUCGAUCUCCCACAGCUGUUCCAGCUUGAGGAGGGGUCUGGAGCGGGUGCGUACUUUCCCGACAUGGUCAACAUGAUCGUUCUCGGCAAGCACCUCGGGAUCCCGAAGCCGUUUGGCCCUAUGAUCGACGGUGAAUGCGCCAUCGAGACGAACGUUCGGUCCCUCCUGGAGCCGCUCGGACUCACGUGCAACUUCGUCAACGACUGGGACUCCUACCACCUCCUGAUGGGCGAGGUGCAUUGUGGGAGCAACACUCGGCGAAAACCGUUUGAUUUCAAAUGGUGGAAUAUGUCGUUUUAGGGGGAAAAGCUCUACAUCAUAAAGCAGUAAAGUUGGUUUAUCACUGGGCUACGUGACGUGUUCAUCCUCGCUGUGACCAAGCGAUUUGGCAGAGCAAUCGACAAAAAACGAAUCCUUCUACACUUUUGUGUGUUUUGUUGUCUUUUUAGUAAUUCUGGUACGUUUGUCAUGAUAUCUUCAUUAUGAAGUCAAGGGUAACACAAGUCCAAUGUAGGACACAGCGAGGCCACCAAUGUUCCGCAGUCCAAUUAAGUACCGUCUGUUUGAAGUUUGCUGUGUGCCUUUAGCCAAAGAAAGCUUAAAGUACUUUAAAGUUGAUAGACUAAUAGGGGAUGCUUUAGUAACAUCAUACUUAUAUUGUUGUAAUAUUACCAUUCCAAAACAAUACUUUAGGUCAGACAGAAUGUGACAUGUUUACAGUUUAGCUCCCUCAUCUUCAAAAUAUGCUUUGCAAGAACAAUUUAGAUUUAAAGCCAAAUCCAAGUGCCAUGCCUUGAUAACGAAUCCAAUGACCAAGUAUUUAGUUAAUACAUAUAAACAGUACUGAUUACGCAGUUUUAUUAGCUUUUUUGCUACCUUUGGUGAUAACAAGUAUUGUCUAUUCAGUCAUCGUAUUAUUAAAGGCUAGGAAUAAGUGACAGAAGUAAACCAACAUUAUGCUUCGUAACUGCUUGAAAGAAUUUGAUAAUAGGAUUUUUCUGCUUGUAUCGGUGAUUUUGAGGACCAGCGUUUUUGUUGUUGUUUUGUUUAUCAUUCUCCUCAUUUGUUGGUAAGACCACACUUUGUUUUACUGGUAUCUGGACUUCUCUUAUUACUUUUAUGGCAUUAAGGAUGACAAAACAUUAAGGAUUACUGGCUAUAUCUAUCUGUGUUUGAUUUGUUAAUCAACACCGCUAAGGUCCAUGUCUAUGCUGCUCGAAUCAUUGUUAUCUCAAAAUCCAUAUCCAGUAUCUUACUAUUGCACGACAAAGAAGAGAAAACUCAGAAGAAAAGUCAUUUAUUCACAUGAUAUAUAAUGGCACCAACGUUUUUCAUUAUAAAUGUUUCAUUGAACUUAUUUAGUAUACUCAUAUCGUUAACAGUGUGAUACUAUUUUUUCUCGAUAACAUUAUCAAGUUAGAACUAGCCAGCGUGGUUUUCAGGAAUACGAUAAAGUGCAUCAGACAAUUGACGUGGUAACAUUCGUCUUAAAAAAACUGUUAUGCCCUAGGAUAUCUCACCGUCGAAAAGCUCUACAGAAACAUUCUUCUAUGGGCUGAUGAAUUUUGUAUGACACACUGUCACUGUUUCAAGGAUGUCGCAAAACUAUCGUAGGACCCGUGGAACCGGGUCUUAACGGGAAAAAAAGGAUAAUUCACCGCUUAUGUAGAGUUCUGUAGAGUGGUCUUGAGGCAAGCUAGCGUGAAAUGGGUAAAAUUGGUUAUGUUAGAGGUAGAAAAAGGGGUGAAAAUAAAACAUUGAGCA